AUGGCCUCAACUAAAUUGUCCGUCUUUCUUCCUCUCCUAGUGACGCUACUACUGGCAGCAUUAUUAUCAAUAGGGGUGAAAAUAUGUGUAAUUAUCGGUCUAUCACUGACCCACCUCCACUUCUACUGGUCAAACUUCCAACGUGCGCCCACGGCCGUGAGCGUCGCCCCGAUCCUCAACAACGCGACUUUCUACGGCGCCGUGACCAUCAACGACGAUACGCUGACGUUGGGCCCUGACCCAGAUAAUUCGACGUCCGUGGGGAAAGCCCGUGGGCUUUACCAUUUCCCUUCGAACACGACCAGCUUCGUCUACGAGAUGAUAUACAGCUUCGCCUUCACUUACGGAGACUACAACGGCAGCUCACUCUCCCUUCUGGGUUCCGUCUUCCCGUCACUGUCGGGAACCGCCAGCGAGCUCACGGUCGCCGGCGGCACGGGCGUGUUCCGCUUCGCACGUGGAUACGCCGUCCUGAAAUUCGCCUCGGGUGAUCCGAAACGCAGCUUGCUCGUCAACGAGCUUGACGUCUACGUUUCCCAUUACUAG
Molecule: messenger RNA, 546 nt
Organism: Linum trigynum
Lineage: Eukaryota; Viridiplantae; Streptophyta; Magnoliopsida; Malpighiales; Linaceae
Source: the annotation of a GenBank genome assembly